Messenger RNA from Equus quagga, 4108 nucleotides. It is a transcript of the gene MED26, whose product is annotated as mediator complex subunit 26. Gene Ontology annotation, molecular function: transcription coregulator activity. Lineage: Eukaryota; Metazoa; Chordata; Mammalia; Perissodactyla; Equidae. Gene Ontology annotation, cellular component: mediator complex; core mediator complex; nucleus. The transcript has 4 exons. Gene Ontology annotation, biological process: regulation of transcription by RNA polymerase II; positive regulation of gene expression. The record is from RefSeq and is a predicted model, not a curated record. The coding region runs from base 1277 to 3040 and encodes 587 amino acids.
GGGCCUGGCGGGGAGUGGGCUCCAGUGCCGUUGUCAUUUACCAAGUAGCCUGCAGCUCAGGGUCAGCCUUGGGAGUGGGUCUGUGGGUCUGUGGGUCUCUCUGGCUCUAGGGUCCCUCAAGGGGGAGGCACAGGCACUGCUGAGACCAUUGAAGGUGCUGCCGGGCACAACGCUGCUGCCCUUGUCUGGCUUCAAGGAACUCUUUGUAAGCUGUGCGUUUCCCUGCUGUGGCAGUUCAGAGAGAAUGUGUGGGCAGGAUGCCAGCGCCACAGCCUGGUUAUGUCUGGGUGCCCUCCCUCACCUUCACCGAGUAGAGCACUGCCUGGGCUGUGUGUAGUGAGCAGAGCCGGGGCCAGGCUAGCAUACAGCCAUGUUCUGCCACCUUCACACCUGCAUGGCGAGCCCUGGACCUCCAUUCCCUUCUCAAAUCCUCAGUUUACUUAUCUGUGAAGUAGGAUUCCAAGGAUGAAAAGCUAGAGAGCUUGGCCCGUGGAGGACCCCAACAACAGGUGGUCCUGUGAGAGUCGGGCUGGGGUGGGCCUGCCCUGCCUCGAUGCCCUUAGGUCCCACCAGUGCUGCACCUUGGGAAGUGAAGAGUUUCUUCUUUGACACACAGUUGCACGUGGCCAGCUUAAUUCCCAAGAGAUUAGGGAUUUCGGGUGCAGUGGGAACCCUUGAUGCAUGGAGAAAAGGGAGCAGGGAGCAAGGGGCUUCGCAGACUCUGAAGCUGGUGUCUCAGUUCCUUGUUUCACAUCGGGGCUGGAAAUCCCCCACGGGGCAGUAAUUACUCAGGUCCUGGGGUUUACCUACGUAUCCCCUGAAACAGGGCCAGCAUGAGGCUGGUCAUUGGCAAGUCGCCCCACUGCACAGGCUGGCUCCACCUCUGUACAGGGAUCCAGAGCUGGACCAACGGUCCGAUUCACAGAGCAGCUUUCAGAUGUGUGAUGAGAGCCAGUAACAACAUUUUUUUUCCAACAGUUUGGUUUUAAAGAUGAUUCCACAUGCUCUGUUUUAGGCAGUCUUUCUGAAGACAGUCUGGUCUCUUGGACUCUGGAGAAGCCAGUGGUGUGACUGUGUGUCAGAAGGCAGGCCACAUGGGCAGCGUGGCUGGCUGGCCUUCAGGAGCAGCCUGGGAAGAAGCCCUGAGCAGCCAGGUCCUGCAUCUCAGCUGUGGUUGCAGGAUCAUGGAUGUGCAAGUGUCUGGCAGGAGCUGGGACACUGUGCUGACCAGAGGGUGCCCUGGCCUGUGCGGUCCCCAUGAGAUGCCCCCAGACACAUGUGUGAGUGCACACGUGAUGGCGUCUGCAGACAGAUCCGGAACAUGGUGGCGGUGCAGGAAGUCAUCUCCAGCCUGGAGAAAUACCCCAUUACCAAAGAGGCACUUGAGGAAACGCGACUUGGGAAGCUCAUCAACGAUGUCCGCAAGAAGACGAAGAACGAGGAGCUCGCCAAGCGGGCCAAGAAGCUGCUGCGGAGCUGGCAGAAGCUCAUCGAGCCCGUGCACCAGAAUGAGGCAGCGCUGCGGGGGCUGGCGGGCGGCCCCGGCUCCGCCAACGGGGGUGCACACAACUGCCGGCCGGAGGCGGGGACGGCUGGCACACCCAAGACCAUCCAUGACCUGAAGAACCGCAAUGACAUCCAGAGGCUGCCUGGGCCACGGCUGGACAGGUUGGGCAGCCGCAAGCGCCGGGGGGACCAGCGUGACCUUGGCCACCCUGGGCCGCCUCCUAAGGUCUCUAAAGUGAGCCACGACUCCCUGGUACCCAACUCAUCCCCCCUCCCCACCAACGGGCUCAGCGGGAGCCCCGAGAGCUUCCCUGGGCCCCUGGACGGCAGUGGGCACAUGGGCCCCGAGGGCAGCCGCCUGGAGCCUGGGGAGAUGGACAAGCACAGCGGCAAGAUCCCCAUCAACGCCGUGAGGCCGCACACCAGCUCCCCGGGCCUGGGCAAGCCCCCCGGGCCCUGCUUGCAGACCAAGGCUGCAGUGCUGCAGCAGCUGGACAGGGUGGAUGAGACUCCGGGCCCCCCCCACCCCAAGGGGCCGCCUCGCUGUUCCUUCAGCCCCCGGAACUCACGGCAUGAGGGCCCCUUUGCCCAGCAGCGGAGCCCGUACACACCCAGGGGCUCCGUGCCCAGCCCCUCACCGCGGCCCCCAGUGCUCGAUGCCACACAGGUGCCGUCACCGCUUCCACUGGCCCAGCCAUCAACGCCCCCCGUGCGGCGGCUCGAGCUGCUGCCCAGUGCGGAGAGCCCAGUGCGCUGGCUGGAGCAGCCUGACAGCCACCAGCGGCUCACAGGGCCCGGCUGUAAGGCUGGGCUGCCCCCAGCUGAGCCCCUCCUGCCCCGGGCGGGCUUCUCUCCGGACUCCUCCAAGGCGGACAGUGACGCUGCCUCCUCCGGCGGCUCGGACAGCAAAAAGAAGAAGAGGUACCGGCCUCGAGACUACACGGUUAACUUGGACGGGCAGGUAGCCGAGGUAGGUGUCAAGCCUGUCCGGUUAAAAGAGCGGAAGCUCACCUUUGACCCCAUGACAAGACAGAUCAAACCUCUGACCCAGAAAGAGCCAGUGCAGGCUGACAGCCCUGUGCACAUGGAGCAGCCCAGGACAGAGCUGGACAAGCCCGAGGCCAAGGCCAGCCUCCAGAGUCCUUUCGAACAGACGAACUGGAAGGAGCUGUCACGCAACGAGAUCAUCCAGUCCUACCUGAGCCGGCAGAGCAGCCUGCUUUCGUCGUCGGGCGCGCAGACCCCGGGGGCUCACCACUUCAUGUCCGAGUACCUGAAGCAGGAGGAGAGCAGCCGGCGUGGGGCCAGGAAGCCGCACGUGCUGGUGCCUCAUGGCCCGCCCUCGGACCUCCCGGGGCUGACCCGUGAGGUCACACAGGACGAUCUGGACAGAAUCCAGGCCCACCAGUGGCCGGGGGUGAACGGGUGUCAGGACACACAGGGUAACUGGUAUGACUGGACGCAGUGCAUAUCGCUCGACCCGCAUGGCGACGACGGGCGGUUGAACAUUCUGCCUUAUGUCUGCUUGGACUGACCGCCCGUCGGCCUCUAAGUGCAUUCCCACCUCACAGUGGGUGGGCGGGGCCCAGGGCCCAGCCACCUCCAGGGGUUGGGAGUCUGGGACUCUGGCCCGGGGCGGGCGGGAGGAGGCGGGAGUCUCAAGGUCUCUCUGCUCUGCCCUCAAGAUUCUCCUUCUUUUGUGAAAUGCUGCUACCAGUUUACUAACAAAAUUGCAAAGGAAGGACCGCGUGGAAGGAAGGCCGGCAAAGUGAGUUCAGAACUCUAUAGCAAACCAGCUAUAAAAAGCGUUAGUCCCCACCCCAGAAGAGGUGUGGACGCUUCCCAGCGCCAUAAGCUGGGCCCUCAGUUGCAGGCAGGCACAGAAAUCCUGUGGGAGAGGUUAUCUUUAACACAGCAACCGAAGCACGCAUCUCAUCAAUUUGCAUUUUCUCUUUUUUAAUUUGGCCCUGAGUGUCUGAGGCAGGUGGGCGACGCCGUGGCCUCUGUGUGUAACCCACUCGGCCAGCGUUUCCAUCAUGGUGCCAGAAGCUUCUCAGCUGUAGCGAGCUGCUGGUUUUGGGCGGGCCACCUGGCCGACCAGUUUGACCCACACUCCACGGGCAUCCACACAUUUGUAUCUGGUUCCAGUUAAAACCCAGUUUUUAAAGAAAUGCUGCAAAAAUUUAAGUUUUCUAGAGUUUAUUUCAUCCCUCUCUUCCAUCUGACCACCAGCCAGAUAAUUUUCCUUUCUUUCUACCUGUUCAUUUUCUCCUUCUUGCACAUGUCUAGAAAAUUUCACCUUUCUAGAAUCCCUUCCCAAAAGACACAAAAGUAACCGCGGGUGCUACUGGUGUGUAAGCUGUCCUGUUGGGCGCAGAGACCUGUGUGUACGCUGGAAACACUCAUAACCAUUCCUUUAGAUUCGUUUGCCUUAUGGUUAUUGUCAUAAACGCGAUUUGCAAAAACAAGGAGCCUUAGUGAAUGUACAGUACCUAGACUUCUGUGUUCUCAGGACACAGAAGGGAGCAACUUUGCUAUUUGGUCCAGUAAGUGGACACCUUGUGAUAUAAAUGUGGAAAUAAAAAAAAACCAUUUGCACAAA